Messenger RNA from Macrobrachium nipponense, 2939 nucleotides. It is a transcript of the gene ergic53, whose product is annotated as protein ERGIC-53-like. The record is from RefSeq and is a predicted model, not a curated record. Gene Ontology annotation, cellular component: Golgi membrane; endoplasmic reticulum membrane; COPII-coated ER to Golgi transport vesicle. Bases 66 to 2105 code for a protein of 679 amino acids. The transcript has 13 exons. Gene Ontology annotation, molecular function: D-mannose binding. Gene Ontology annotation, biological process: endoplasmic reticulum to Golgi vesicle-mediated transport. NCBI's taxonomy places the organism in Eukaryota, Metazoa, Arthropoda, Malacostraca, Decapoda, Palaemonidae.
UCAGGUUAAUUCUGACGUGUACUUGUUUUCCGAAGACCUCAUUGGGUACUCAACAAGUAGGAGAGAUGGAGCUGUGGUGGUGUCUGACUCUGCUUUUGCCCUUAAUAUCUCAAGUGUUUGCGCAAAGUGUACACAGAAGGUUCGAAUACAAAUACAGCUUCAAAGGGCCGUACCUAGCGCAGAAGGACAACCUGGUUCCCUUCUGGCAAUAUAGUGGAAAUGCAAUUGCCAGCGAGGAGAGUGUCCGAAUCACACCAUCCCUACGAAGUCAAAAAGGUCAAAUAUGGACUAAAAACCCCACUAAUUUUGAGUGGUGGGAGGUAGACUUCGUUUUCCGUGUAACUGGCCGAGGAAGAAUUGGUGCAGAUGGAUUGGCAUUUUGGUUUACAUCAGCUCCUGGUGUCGAAGGCCCAGUCUUUGGAAGCUCAGAUAAGUGGAAUGGUCUGGGUGUUUUCUUUGAUUCAUUUGACAAUGACAACAAGAGGAAUAAUCCAUACAUCAUGGCCAUGGUCAAUGAUGGUACAAUUGUAUAUGAUCAUGAACAUGAUGGUGCCAGUCAACAGCUGGGUGGAUGUUUAAGAGAUUUUCGUAAUAAGCCUUUCCCAGUCCGUGCACGGAUAGAGUAUUACAAGAAUGUUCUAACUGUAAAAACACAGCUCCUUGAAUAUGAUUAUACAAAAAUGCCAGAGGAGGGGUCAUAUGAAUCUGAUACCCAAACUACUGAAGAACCGCAGCCUGUUGAUUCUCUUCUGACACCACCAGCACCCCUUUAUCAAAGCACCACCACAGUCUCUCCCACAUAUGAUGAAUAUGUAACGACUACACAAUCUCCCGACGAUAUUUAUACGACAACAGAUUAUUCAUUCUUCGGUUAUGAAGCAACAACUACAGUUCAGUCAGAGGUUGAAUAUAGCACUACUGCCUUGCCCGAAGAAGUAUAUCCAUCCAUCACACAUGAUGGACCUGAUUCAAAUAGUGCUUUUGUUGAGCCUUUUCAUGACACUGCAGAGGAUGAAAUGGCUACAGGUUGGGGUUGGUUUGAAACCACAGCAGAACCCACAACUACUGUUCCAACUACAAUGAAAUCCGAGAAAUUGAGGCGAAGGAAAAAACAGAGGAGGAGCAGGAGGAGGAAGGGAAAGAAGAGGGUUGGGAGCAGUCUCCCUGUGCUCAUGGUUCAUAAUGGAAUGACCAACAAUGAUAAAGAUUACGAGAUUUGCAUGAGGGCGGAAAAUGUACGCCUUCCUGCAUCUGGAUACUUUGGAGUUUCUGCAGCUACAGGAGGAUUAGCUGAUGAUCAUGACGUACUUAAAUUAUUGGUAUCAUCUCUGCGUUCACCUGAAGAGAUGGCGCUUCUCCAAACCAAUCAAGAGGAGGAAGAGAAAUUCCGCAAGGAGUUCCAAGAGUAUCAAGAGAAAACCAAGAGAGCUAGAGAAGAAUAUGUUGCACAAAAUCCUGAUGCUGCGAGAAAAGAUACAGAGGAGGAGUAUGAAACAGGAGAGCAGAGAGAGCUUCGUAAUAUUUACCAGGGCCAAAGUCAGAUUCAUGAAACUAUACGAGCUCUGUAUAUUAAAAUGGAUGAAAUAAUAGGUCGGCAGGAGCGGACUUUAGGCCUUGUAUCAGCCGUGCAUACUGGAAUGGGAGGAGGACAAGUUGCUCCAACAGGCCAGGUGCCUCCACCCCAGGUUGGAGCUCUGCCCACAGAUGGCAUGAAACGACAUGAAAUUGAUGCAAUUCUCAACAAUCAGAGAGACAUAGUUCAAACAGCAAGAGAUAUUAAGAAUUUUGUAACAGAAAUUCAUCAAAAGAGUAAUCAGCUGAUAACCAAUAGUCAGAAACCACAGGGAUCUGUGCAGCCAGUUGGUUAUGAUCUACAUGUCACAUUAAAUGAAAUGAAAGAAGGCCUGAAUAUUGUCAAGCGGGAUGUUUCAUCAGCCAAUCAAAGAUUAAAUGCAGUACCAGUAGGUGGUGGACAGGGUUGCCCAGCUGUUAGUUGUGUCUCCACAGGCAUUUUCAUCACUUGUAUGGUGAUUCAAGUUGUUUUACUCAUUGGAUAUAUUAUUUACAGAGAUAACAAAGAAGCCCAGGCUAAGAAGUUCUACUGAUUUCAUACACAGCAGAUAGAAAAUACACAGUACUUGAUCUCAGGCAUUUCAAUUGUAUUUUGCCUAAAGGUAUUUUGGAAUUUACAUGGGAGGGUCAUUAGGCUUUUGUUUUGGUUUUUAAAUUGUAAGGGUGUUUUAUAUAGUACAGUAGUGUAUUUUGUUGUUACUGAUCUGAAAGUGAGAUUAAUUUAGCAAAACUAAAUUUUACUAUAGUCUUCCUUGAUAAAUAGUUUAGCUCUUGUCAGAUAGAUGCUAGCAUAGAGCAGUCUAAGCGCACAUGAAAAUGGUUAUUGGACUUGAGAAGUUUCAGAAAUUUUAUUCCGAGACUUAAUUUUUACAGUACAGUAUAUGUAUAUACUGUAAAUAUUUGUAUGCAUACAUGCAGUAGAGGCAUUUUGAGUCCUACAGGUACAGAGUCGAUCCAAAUGUAGUAACACCUGUUAAGUCAAAUGUUUGGUUAUGUUUUUACUAUUUAAACACCUGAAAAAUUAUUUCGAUAUGUGGGAUAAAACUUAAUUUUAUAUUUUAGUAUUAUUUUGGAUAAUUGUCAGGGUAGUUUUAUGUGGCUUGCAGUAUAUUAUGUUUUACCACAAAAAGUAUUUUGAUUAUCAAGCAGCAAAGUAGAUUUCAGGUUAACUGGUGUUCAUUGUCAUCAGGCAGGUAAAAUUUUUCAUUGAAUGUUGCUUGAGAGUAGUUGAUGACUUGUUUCACAGAUGUAGUCAUAUUUCUUUUUAAAGAAUCAAAGUAUGAAUGUUGUUAUUGAUACUGUAUAUAGCAGAGUUGAAGUUUUGUACUACUAAAAGACUUGACAUAUUUGUAUAGAGAUGCUUGGAA